Pocillopora verrucosa is the source of this 4348-nucleotide messenger RNA. The record is from RefSeq and is a predicted model, not a curated record. Lineage: Eukaryota; Metazoa; Cnidaria; Anthozoa; Scleractinia; Pocilloporidae.
AUGAACAUGUUGGAGGCGUAUGCUUGCAAAAUCAUUUGUGUACUAGAAAUUUAUCAGCGCUUUUCUGAACUACAAACUAACCUCGGUAAGCUAUCUGAGUGGAAUCUUAGAUUUAUUUGGCAGUUUGUUUUAGCUAGUUUGAUUUUAUUUCAGGUAAAUGGUGACAUAGUUAAGAAUCAUACCAAGGGUUAUUGUGUGUGGUACGAUCAAUGUACAACUGGGGACAAGCCGAUGAAUUGCCUUUACAAUGGACCGGCCAAGAAUUUAACCAACCCAAAAGGUGUGCAGAUAUUGAACAGUUUAUGCCCAGAAUUGAGGGAUCAACCAACUUGUUGUUCAACCAAACAACUGCAAUCGUUGGCAAAGAACUUGCAAACGAUGAUCCAACUAACCAGUCGUUGUCCCGCCUGCUGGAACAACAUGAGAAGGCUGUAUUGUCAGCUUACCUGCAGUCAGGAUCAGUCGCUUUUCAUGGAUCCAACUGCGGUGUUACCAUUUAAACCAUCGCCCUCUACUAAACAACAUAUCUUGGAAGUUCAAUAUUUUGUUUCACCUCAAUUUAAACAGGGUCUGUUCGACUCCUGCAAAGACGUCACUUUUCCUGGAAACAAUGAGAAGGUUUUGAGUCUCCUUUGUGGUACUACUGCCGAGCUGUGCACUCCAGAUAAACUCCUUCGAUACAUGGGAAGCCCAAACAAUGGAUUUGCUCCAUUCACUCUUGAUUUUCCAGACAAUCUAACUUCAAAUCUUUCAUGGAUGAACCAAACUGUUUUUAAGUGUAACCAGCCAUUUGUGAACCCACAAACAAACAGGACAGCAAGUGUUUGUAGUUGCCAAGACUGUCAGUCCUCCUGCCCUGUACGUCCUACUGUACCACCUAAAGUAAACCCUACCAAGAUUCUUGGAAUGGACCUUCUCUCCUUCAGCCUGCUUGUAGUUUAUUGUUUCUUGCUGAUUUGCCUUGUAAUCAGCUUUUUAUACAAGUUGACUUUGAGAAAAAGCUACCCCACAGUGCCUGAUCAAUCACAGCGAUACAACAGCACCUACCCUCCAAUAUCAGGAUCCUUGCCGCUAAUGGUGGAUUCUCGACCUGGUUGUUGUGAGCAGUUGGGCAGCAAACUAGAGUCAUUUGUGACUCGAUGGUUCACAAGAUGGGGUGUAUGGUGCAGCUCUCACCCGUUCUAUGUCAUUGUUGGAUGUAUUCUUGUUGUUGGAAUUCUUGCUAGUGGAUUGUUCUAUUUCUCUGUCACUACUGACCCUGUGGAACUGUGGUCUGCUCCAGACAGUACAGCACGCAAACAGAAAGAGCUUUUUGAUAAAAAGUUUAAGCCUUUCUAUCGCACUGAGCAGCUUAUAAUAAGCUCAAGAAAUCCUGUCCCCACAGGCUAUCAUCGCUAUGGAGACCAAAAGUGGGUUCCCUUUGGACCAAUCUUUCAUCUAGAUUUGCUAAACCAGGCUUUAGAUCUUCAAAACGAAAUUACCAACAUGAGAGUUCACUAUGAAGACACAAACAUCACAUUGCAAGAUAUCUGCUUCCAGCCUUUGGCCCCUCAGAUUCAAGCUUGUACCAUACAAAGUGUCUUUCAAUAUUUUCAAAACAACAAAACAAGGCUGAACAAGUGCUUAACCAGCAUGGGUCUUAACUGUAAAGAUGCUCCACACGACUACAGGGAAGGUGACUUUCAUGAUCAUAUACUAGCUUGCACAAAUUCGCCCACAUCUGAAAAUGAACCUAAGUUGAAAGAACCGUGCUUGGGUGCUUAUGGUGGACCUGUGAACCCCAACAUUGCGUUAGGAGGCUUCCAUAAUGGUGCCUAUCAAAAUGCUACAGCCUUGAUCAUAACCUUCGUUGUGAAUAACUUCAAAGAGAAGAGCAAGCUAUCCAAAGCAAUGGCAUGGGAAAAACAGUUCUUAGAUUUUAUGCACAGAUACACGCAUAACAAGUCCAAUAACAAUCUUACUAUAAGUUACUCUGCUGAGCGUAGCAUUCAAGACGAGCUGGACCGUGAGAGCAACACUGAUAUUUUUACCAUACUGGCCAGCUAUAUGAUCAUGUUUAUAUAUAUCACUAUAGCUCUGGGACAGUUCAAGAGUUGUGACAGAAUUUUGAUUGACUCCAAAUUUACCCUUGGAUUCAGUGGCAUCUUGGUCGUGUUAUUCUCUGUUCUUUCUUCAGUUGGCUUUUGGAGUUUUGUUCGUGAGCCAGCAACUCUCAUUAUCAUUGAAGUGGUGCCAUUCCUUGUAUUAGCAGUGGGUGUGGACAACAUCUUCAUUCUUGUGCAGGCAUAUCAGCGCCAGGAUCAACAUGCAGAAGGGGAUGUACCUCAUAAAAUUGGGCGUGUUUUGGGUGAAGUAGCACCAAGUAUGCUCUUAACCUCUUUAUCGGAGUCUGUUGCAUUCGCAAUAGGUGCAAUGUCAACUAUGCCAGCAGUAAGAAUAUUCUCACUUUAUGCAGCAGCAGCUGUUUUCUUUGACUUCUUGCUCCAAGUUACAGCAUUUGUGGCCCUGAUGUCUUUAGAUGCUAAACGCCAAGAGAACAACCGCUUGGAUGUUUUGUGUUGUGUAAAGCAGCCAAAAGAUGACAGCCAAGACCAUAUGAUUUGCGUUUAUACUUUCAUGAAGAACUACUUUGCAGAAGUUUUACUUUCAGACUACAGUAGACCUACAGUGAUUGCCCUCUUCACUGGUCUUCUGUUUGCAAGCAUUGCAGCUAUCCCUCACUUAGACAUUGGCCUUGAUCAAGAACUUGCACUGCCCAAGGAUUCUUACCUCUUGAACUGGUUCGGUGACAUGAAAGAAUAUCUACAUGUUGGUCCACCUGUGUAUUUUGUGGUUAAUGGAGGCUAUGAUUAUGAACAUCCCUCGGGACAAAACAAGAUUUGUGGCUCGGCAGGCUGUGAUUCCUCUUCUUUAGUACAACAAAUCUACAGUGCUUCACUGAUCCCUGAAGAAUCCAAGAUAGCUAUGUCAGCAUCGUCUUGGUUAGAUGACUAUUUCAGCUGGAUUGAACCUAACAGGGAGAACUCGUGUUGUCGUAUUAAGUACAAAAGGAACGAGACAUGUUUCCGUACAACAGUAAUGCCACCUAACUCAACUAACACAACAACUCCAGCACCUGCUGUCAUCUGCUAUAAUGAAACAACACCUGUAGUGCCUUACGUCUUCUGUAAUGCAACAGUCGAUGAUGACCUGUGCAAACCAUGCCUGAAUUUAAGCCAAAAGGGUCAGAGACCAACCCCAAAGCAGUUUGAUAAGUUCCUGCCAUUUUAUCUCAAGGACAACCCAGAGACAAAAUGCACCAAAGGUGGUCAUGCAGCAUAUGGCGACGCUCUCCUGUUUGGUGACAAAAGUGAUAAGUACCCUAUUCAAGCCUCUUACUUUAUGUCCUACCACAAAAUCCUUAAAACUUCACCAGAGUACACAGCAGCUUUGAAGAGCGCUCGUGAAAUUGCGAAAAACAUCUCGAAGACACUUGGCGUGGAAGUGUUCCCAUACAGUGUAUUCUACGUUUUCUACGAACAAUACCUUACGGUUGCGAAUGACACUUGGGAAAAUCUUUUGUAUUGUGCAGCUGCCAUCUUUGUGGUGACCUUCCUUCUCUUGGGAUUCAAUCUGAGCAUAGCGUUGAUAGUAACCUUUACAGUGGCUAUCAUCAUUGUCAAUUUGAUGGGUCUGAUGUACAUAUGGAAUAUUUCUCUAAAUGCCGUCUCGCUUGUCAAUCUUGUAAUGGCUGUUGGUAUUUCAGUAGAGUUCUGCUCCCACAUUGCGCGGGCUUUUACCGUCAAUGCACAACCAUCAAGAGUAGAAAGAGCCAAAGAAGCUCUAGCAAAAAUGGGCAGCUCAGUUUUGAGUGGAAUUACAUUAACAAAGUUUUCUGGGAUCUUAGUGCUUUACUUUUCCAAGUCUCAAAUAUUUCAGGUAUUCUACUUUCGCAUGUAUCUCGGCGUUGUUUUGAUCGGCGCGCUGCAUGGUCUCGUGUUUCUUCCUGUACUUCUGAGUUACGUGGGUCCGAUGACUUUAAAGGCAGUGACGGUGCUGGAAUGCGAGUCAUCGUUAAGGCCUCAUUUCUUAGAGGGCACAACGGAUGAUGAAAGGAGACCUUUGCUCCACUCCGAUCGCAGUGGAAUCCAGUGACCUUGGACUGUUAAAUUGAAAUUGUCAUUGCACAUGAUAUUUUGUCUUUUUAUGUUAUAUUUUAAACCUAUUGUAAUAACGCAAAAUUAAUUUAUGAAUAAGGGAAAAAAAGGCAAAUUAAUACUGAUCCUAAAGCGAAGAAGCUUUUGAAAGCUGUGUUUUGUGAGUGGUGUUUGUUGCAUUUGAUGAGGAAAAUAAAGUUCCAAGCCUUCUA